AUGAUCAACCAGAACUACGGACUUAUACGUCAAGGCGAGGGUAAUGCAGUGCUGAAAGCUAUCCCCAUUCCCAAACUCAAGGACGACUACAUCCUCGUGCGCACCGUGGCAAUUGCGUUGAACCCAACAGACUGGACAACCCUAGAUGCUAAGGGCGACGACGGAACUCUUGUGGGUUGUGAUUAUGCUGGCAUCGUGGAAGAAGUUGGCGAAGCCGUGGUGAAGCAGUUCAAGAAAGGUGAUCGUGUGAUGGGGAUUGGUCAUGGAGGCAAUGAUGCCAACCCUGAGACUGGUGCCUUUGCGAGAUACAUCGUUGUUAAAGGUGACAUACAAAUCCGAAUCCCGGACGAUGUAUCUUUCGAGACUGCUGCAACAGCGGGAGUGGGUCUGCUCACCACAGGCUAUGGCCUGUAUAAGAUCUUGGACCUUCCUUGGCCGGAGGUAAGUCGCGGGCUGAGCGAGGAGUCGAUCUUGGUCUUUGGGGGGAGCACGUCGACGGGAUCGAUCGCGAUUCAGUUUGCUAAGCUAUCUGGCUACAGGGUCUUGACAACUUGUAGUCCGAGGCAUUUCGACAUGGUCAAGGAGCGAGGUGCUGAUAUGGUGUAUGAUUAUCGUGAUCCACAAGUCGGCGAGAAGAUCAACGCAGAGACGAACAACAGCUUGACCAAGAUCUUCGACACUGUAGCCAUCGAGUCUACAGCUGAAGCCUGUGCCACCGCCUUUGGCGCACAAGGAGGCCUAUACUGUAACCUCCUUGGUGCUGAGUGUCCGCGUAAAGACGUCAAAUCCGAGUUCUUCCUCGGUUACUCCAUGUCAGGCCAAGAAUAUAUCUUCGAAGGCGAUAGCUACCCUGCUCAGCCGAAGGAUUUUGUGUUUGCAAAGAGGUGGGUCGAAUCGGCGGAGAGGUUGUGGGAGCAAGGGAAGUGGAAGUGUCAUCCCGAGAAAUUGUUGCCUGGUGGGUUACAGGGUGCUGUGCAGGGUAUGCAGGCUAUGAGAGAGGGCAAGGGGCCGAGUGGUGAGAAGUGGGUGUACAGGGCUGAUGAGACUGAGUGGCCAAACAUGAAUGACGAUAAACUGUGA
This is a messenger RNA of Recurvomyces mirabilis, 1080 nucleotides long. RefSeq lists its product as uncharacterized. Lineage: Eukaryota; Fungi; Ascomycota; Dothideomycetes; Mycosphaerellales; Teratosphaeriaceae. Bases 1 to 1080 code for a protein of 359 amino acids. The transcript is spliced from 4 exons. Gene Ontology annotation, molecular function: oxidoreductase activity, acting on NAD(P)H. The record is from RefSeq and is a predicted model, not a curated record.